AUGGCGCAAGAUGGCACGCUUCAAGGCCAGAUUGGGGCGGUCGACAAUCUCCAGGCCCCUCUGCCUGUCUGGAAUCGAGAGUCGACCAUUAUCGGAAUGACGAUUGUCUUCACCGCCAUCACGUCAACCUGUGUCCUGUUACGAUUGUAUGCAAGAUUUCGCAUCAUGAACAUGGCAGGAUGGGACGAUUACUGCAUGAUCUUUGUUAUUACCAUGGGCGGUGUUGGCACCGUAUGCCUGUGCAUGUUACCUGGCCUUGGUGGAAUCGGUAGCCAUCUGCUUGAACUGUCGGAUGCGAAGCGACAGACGUACUUCAAGCUGUUCUACGUCGCCGAUGGCAGCUUCGUCUCCACGGUGGCGCUCAUCAAGUUAUGUCUGCUCUUACAGUAUCUGCGAAUCUUCGAUCGUGGCUUACAGCGUCGUGUCUGUCUUGCCAUGUUUAUCCUCGUGGGGUUGUGGGCGUUGGUCACCUCCUUCAUGGCGUGGGUGCCCUGCUUUCCUGUACACGCGUUCUGGGACUGGUCUGUCGAGGACAAGAAGUGCUAUGCAUACGGAUCCAAGUACUUGAGCGGUCAUUACGCCACCUUUCUGACACAUUCGAUCGUCAACAUGAGCCUGGACCUAAUCAUCUUUGCUAUCCUGCUGCCCCUGCUUUUCAGGCUGAGCACCCAGCACCGCACCAAGCUCGGCACGAACGUGCUCGCCGCGCUUCGCCUUGCGGAAACCGUCAGGCACAAGGCCAUGAGCUACCCAACCUUUGAUCAUUCAUGGUACGCGCCGGCACUCUGCAUGCUAGGCAUGCUCGAGGUAAACUUUGCUUGCAUCGGCGCUUCGAUUCCCGUCUUCUGGCCCGUCUUCAAAAACCGCCUCGAGGCCAUUUUCGUGACGCGGGAGAUCAACGUAUCGGUGGCGGCCCGCAACUCGAGCGAUAUGCAGCUUCAACGACUGGAAAGUCUGCAUAGCCAGGACGGCAGCGACGGGACGAAGCGACUGUGGAGAGAGGGAUCGAGGGAGGUUGACAAGAGUCACCACUACCAGGACUCGUACGUGAUAGACCAGGUUGAUCCGUUGCGGGCCAGGACGGCGCGGGCGGUCGACACGACGGUCACCACGGGCGGACACGCAGGGGAACCACGAAAUGAUAAGGCAAUGUGA
Emericellopsis cladophorae is the source of this 1155-nucleotide messenger RNA. RefSeq lists its product as uncharacterized. The transcript is spliced from 5 exons. The record is from RefSeq and is a predicted model, not a curated record. The coding region runs from base 1 to 1155 and encodes 384 amino acids. Lineage: Eukaryota; Fungi; Ascomycota; Sordariomycetes; Hypocreales; Bionectriaceae.